Messenger RNA from Gopherus flavomarginatus (Mexican gopher tortoise), 2002 nucleotides. RefSeq names its product lin-7 homolog B, crumbs cell polarity complex component (gene LIN7B). The transcript has 6 exons. The record is from RefSeq and is a predicted model, not a curated record. Gene Ontology annotation, biological process: neurotransmitter secretion; protein localization to basolateral plasma membrane; maintenance of epithelial cell apical/basal polarity. Gene Ontology annotation, molecular function: L27 domain binding. Bases 105 to 731 code for a protein of 208 amino acids. Gene Ontology annotation, cellular component: cell-cell junction; basolateral plasma membrane; MPP7-DLG1-LIN7 complex. Lineage: Eukaryota; Metazoa; Chordata; Testudines; Testudinidae.
GCCCGGAGCUCCGGGCACGCGCGUACGCGCAGGUACAUUUCCACCCCCGCGCUGUGCCCCCCCCAGCCCCCCCGUGCCACGUGGGGCGGGGCCGGUGCGUGAAGAUGGCAGCGCUGAGCAGCGAGCCGCUGGGGCUGGAGCGGGAUGUGGCGCGCGCCGUGGAGCUGCUGGAGCGGUUGCAGCGAAGUGGGGAACUGCCCCCCCACAAACUGCAGGCUUUGCAGCGGGUUCUGCAGAGCAAGUUCUGCUCAGCCAUCCGCGAGGUCUAUGAGCAGCUCUAUGACACUCUGGAGAUCGCGGGCAGCGCCGAGAUCCGGGCCCAUGCCACGGCCAAGGCCACGGUGGCGGCGUUCGCGGCGAGUGAGGGCCAUGCCCACCCCCGGGUGGUGGAGCUGCCCAAGACGGACGAGGGGCUCGGCUUUAAUAUCAUGGGGGGCAAGGAGCAGAACUCGCCCAUCUACAUCUCCCGCGUCAUCCCCGGCGGUGUCGCCGACCGGCACGGCGGCCUCAAACGGGGAGACCAGCUGCUGUCCGUCAACGGCGUGAGCGUGGAAGGGGAGCAGCACGAGAAGGCCGUGGAGCUGCUGAAGGCGGCCCAGGGAACGGUGAAGCUGGUCGUUCGCUACACGCCCAAGGUGCUGGAGGAGAUGGAGGCCCGGUUUGAGAAGAUGCGCACGGCCCGCCGGCGCCAGCAGCACCACAGCUACUCGUCUCUGGAGUCGCGGGGAUAGCACCCAUCUCGUGCUCAUGCUGUGCUGGGCCUGGGAGGCCAGGAGCCCCCCAGGCCCAGUCCCACAAAGAUUCCUUCCCCUCCCCCCCAGUUUUCGUGUGUAGCUGGGUCUAUUUAUCCGGCCUGCGCCGGCCCCGCCGUGAACCGUAUUUAUUCCCUUAUUUAAAUCUGACCCCUGUGCGUGAGCCGGUGUGAAUCCGCCCGCCGGCCACACUCCGGGGAACAACUCCCAAGCUGUGAGAGUCGGAGGGGGUGUGUGAGGGGGAUCCUGGCUUACGGGCAGAGAAGGGGGAGGGGCUCCUGGAGAAAUUCACUUCCCCCAAACCACUCACCUUACAGGAUUCUCCUUCACUUCCUGUCCCAAAUUCCUGUGCAUCUUUGCCUGUGCGCUCCACCCCAGAGGGGCUGCAUCCCAGUGCUGGUUGAGGGAGUCCCUGUAUACCCAGCCCCAGUGCCCUACCCCAGAGGGGCCGCAUCCCAGCGCCAGGCAAGGGGUCCUCGUAUACCCAGCCCCCAUGCCCCGCCCCAGAGCCAGCCGCAUCCCAGUGCUGGGCGAGGGGUCCCUGUGUACCCAGCCCCCACGCUCCACCCCAGAGGGGCUGCAUCCCAGCAUGUUGAUGAUGCAGUUUAGAGAGUGGCCAACAGGUGGCGGCUUUGCUGCUUGACUGUGGGGGCGGGAGAGACACUUGGGGGACACUGGGCUUCAGGGAGUGUUGGGCAUUGGUGCCCCUCACUCUCGACCUGCAGCCCCCUCCUAGCCCAGCCCUGAGCUCCUCGCCCCCCCCACCAAGUUCUGCCUGUGCCCCUCCCAAGCCGCAGCAUCAUUUCUAGUCCCUAGGAACCCCCCAGAUCUCCCUUGCCCUGUCCUUUCCAAAGCAGGGGGAACAGAGGCUGGGGCCUGGGCUCCCCUCCCAGAUCAGGAGGGGGUGCGGGAAAUGAGCUUGGGAAUCAGGGACACACCCGUCCCCCUGGAGUGAGUCACCCCCUCGAGUCAGUUUUUCUGGUUUGGCUGCUGGGUCUGCCAGGGAAAGAUGGGGGUGAAAUUCCCAGAGAGGGAGUCAGAGGGUGGGGCUGUGCGGCAGGACUCCUGGGUUCUCUCCCUGGCUCUGGGGGGGGUGGGGUUGGUGGGUGACUCCUACUCUCGGCCCCUGCUGUCCGUCUCCCCCGUACCCCUCUCCCCCGGGAACGUUCGUGCCCUGUGCCACGGCUCCUGAUUGUGCUGGGGGAAAGGGGUUCUUGACUGUGAAUAAACCGAUGGGAGUGAGUCUGUGA